This is a messenger RNA of Pistacia vera, 1056 nucleotides long. RefSeq names its product transcription factor VIP1-like. Gene Ontology annotation, cellular component: nucleus. The record is from RefSeq and is a predicted model, not a curated record. Gene Ontology annotation, molecular function: DNA-binding transcription factor activity. NCBI's taxonomy places the organism in Eukaryota, Viridiplantae, Streptophyta, Magnoliopsida, Sapindales, Anacardiaceae. The transcript is spliced from 3 exons. Bases 200 to 1024 code for a protein of 274 amino acids. Gene Ontology annotation, biological process: regulation of DNA-templated transcription.
AGAAAAAAAAUCAAGCAUAAAUGUUUUCACUUUUUUAGCUUUUGUUUUCUCUCUCUCACUCUCUCUUUCUCUCUCACUCUGUCUAAAGUUCAAUCAUUAAAGUCCAAUUACCACCACAACCGCCACCGUCAACACCGACGGAGCAAACUAAUCAAACCAAUCAACAAAUCAAAGCUGUAACAACAGAGGAAACAACAAGAUGAGCGGUAAACAGCCGAUGAGAAUAGACUUGGACGAGAUGCCGGAGACCCCACACCACCGUGGGAUCUACCACCGUAGGGCCCACUCCGACACCUCGUUUCGCUUCGACGACCUUCUCCUCUUCGACCCUUCCGACCUCGACCUGUCGUCGCUCGACCUCCUCCCUUCGCCCAAUCCUACUCCGCCACGUGUCCAAACCAUGUCGGUUGAUUCCUCCGACGAUUCCUCAUCGAACAGCCACCAAAACAACAACAACAACAAUAGCAGUCAAAACCCUCCGAAGCCGAAGCCUAUUAAUCACCUCCGGAGUCUAUCCGUUGACUCUGAUUUCUUCGACAGCUUGGGUUUCACCGCCGCUGCCGGGGGCAGUGGCGGGAAGAGUGCGGCGGUUGGGGGAGGAGUAGGAGGAGGAGGAGAGAAGAGGAGCCACCAUAGGCAUAGUAAUUCGAUGGAUGGGAGUAGUGCGACGUCGUUUGAGAUUGAUUCUGUUAUUGGAGAUGGUGUCAAGAAGGCUAUGGAUCGUGAUCGCCUCGCUGAAUUGGCUCUUAUUGAUCCCAAGAGAGCUAAAAGGAUUCUUGCUAAUAGGCAAUCUGCAGCACGCUCGAAGGAGAGGAAAAUAAGGUAUACUAGUGAGCUAGAGAGGAAGGUGCAGACACUUCAAACCGAAGCAACCACACUGUCAGCUCAGGUCACCAUGUUGCAGAGAGACACUACUGGGUUAACAGCUGAGAAUAAGGAACUCAAACUGCGAUUACAAGCUAUGGAACAACAAUCACAGCUUAGAGAUGGUAGUGUUUUUAUGCUAUAUUCUCAGUUGCAUUAGUUGUCAUACAUCCUCGUUGUUUACAAUAACUA